GCUUCGCUCCAUUAAAUUCAGUCGAAUGCGGAACGGACGACGCUCCGAAUGUUUGGACGCUUGGACCACUUUCGAGUCCAGCGAACUCUGGUCGAGUUUCCAAAAGGAAAUCCAUUUUACGAACGCGGCAUGACAGCUUCGCCGCUGCUGACCUGAGGUCGGGAGGUCGGGAGGUCGGAGGUCGUCCACGAAGAAUGCGGCGACGCGGCGUCCACGUGUAACGAGCGGAGUUACGAAGAAAAAAGACGGCGCCAUGAAGGAGAAAUCCAAAAACGCUGCCCGGACUCGACGCGAAAAGGAGAACGGUGAAUUUUCCGAGCUGGCCAAACUGUUGCCGCUCCCGUCGGCCAUCACGUCGCAGCUGGACAAAGCCUCCAUCAUCCGCUUGGCCACGAGCCACCUGAAAAUGAGGAGGGUCUUCCCUCGAGGCCUCGGCGAGUCGUGGGGCCGAGUGAGCCGCAGCUCUCCGGAUGCUCUCAGCCAGGAAUUAGGUUCCCACCUCCUGCAGACGUUGGAUGGCUUUAUUUUUGUGGUUGCUCCAGAUGGGAAAAUAAUGUACAUAUCAGAAACAGCCUCGGUCCAUUUGGGUCUGUCUCAGGUGGAGUUGACGGGAAACAGCAUAUUUGAAUACAUUCAUCCUGCGGACCACGAUGAAAUGACAGCUGUCCUCGCAGCGCACCAGCCUUUCCAUUCGCACUUUGUGCAAGAAUAUGAAAUGGAGCGCUCGUUCUUUCUGAGAAUGAAAUGUGUCCUCGCAAAAAGAAAUGCUGGGCUCACGUGUGGCGGUUACAAGGUGAUCCACUGCAGUGGCUACUUGAAAAUCCGCCAGUACAGUCUGGACAUGUCCCCAUUUGACGGGUGCUAUCAGAACGUCGGGCUGGUGGCUGUCGGUCACUCGUUGCCACCCAGUGCGGUCACGGAGAUCAAACUGCAUAGCAACAUGUUCAUGUUUCGAGCCAGUCUGGACAUGAAGCUCAUCUUCCUCGACUCACGUGUUGCAGAACUUACAGGCUAUGAGCCACAAGAUCUAAUCGAGAAGACCCUCUAUCAUCAUGUCCACAGCUGUGACUCCUUCCAUCUGCGCUGUGCGCAUCAUUUGUUGCUUUUGAAAGGGCAAGUCACCACUCGGUACUACCGUUUCUUGGCCAAACGUGGUGGCUGGGUGUGGGUUCAGAGUUACGCAACCGUCGUACACAACAGUCGCUCGUCCCGACCUCACUGCAUUGUCAGUGUCAACUACGUUCUCACGGAGACGGAGUACAAAGGCUUCCAGUUCUCUCUGGAUCAGGUCAUGUCCGAGGUCUCCUUCACUUCCUUCAGCAGCAACACAGCAAGCAGCCUUACAGAGAUAGGCAGAGCCACCAAAAGCAGAGUAUCCCGCCCCAAAACCAAAGCUAGACUUUCACCAUACCGUCAGUGUCCAAGUUUUCAGACAGAGCGGUCAGACUCAGGUCAGGAUGGUCCCUGGAGGGGAAGCCCACUUACUGGCACGGCCACCCCACAGAUGCUGGAGACAAAUGAAGGCAUGGACACCUCCUACGCGUACAAGCGGUUCACUGAUCCCGAUCCUCUGUGCUACAGUGCGUCUGAAGAGCAGCGUCGUACCGGUGACGGCCACAAACACGUCCGUGUGCAUGCUCGAGGUCAAAGCUGCGAGCGGGGUCGAUGUAAGGCUGGGCGAUAUUUCCUCGGAGUGCCUCCUCCCAGCAGCGACACGUGGUGGAGUAAAACAAGGGCAAUCUUGCCCCUGAGCAAAGGCUCUGUGGAGAACCAUGAAGGCUAUGACCGCAGCAUGCCACAGAUCACGGCAGUCCCCAGCUACGACCGUCUGAGUCAUUGGGAUGAAGACAGUGUGUUGAGCUCUCCAGAGAGAGGCUCCACCAGCGACGCAGGAAAUCUCCAGCGAACCGAACAGUUCAGAUUCAGCCCAAAGGAACCCAGUAAGAUGGACACACUUACACGAGCAACACAUCAUAUGAUCAAGGAGGAAGAAAGUCGACUUCAACUACAAAAGGGUCAUCCGAACACUGCUCCGGGGCAGGUCAAUGGACUGUUAAACAGCGCCGGUCUCUGCUGUACCUCAGAGUAUAGUCAAAGGCCAAUACAGGCCGUGGUGUGUCACGGUUUGAGUCACGUGAUUAGCCCGGUGCGCAGCCCCGCCCACUUGUCGAGGCUCAGCCCAGCGUGCGAAACCCUCAGCAAGUCCAAAGACUACCCCCAGACAGACCUGAGCCCACGUUCUUUCCAAUUACAUUACCCGUGUGGUCGACCGGGCCCGGCUUCAGAUUCUCCCGCCCCGGCCCCAGCUCUGUACCCGCCGCACACCCACUUUAGGCCAUACUUGGAAAAGCAUCCGUCUUACCCCCUGACAGGCUAUGCUCUCGAUCACCUCUACGACCAAGAGAGUCUCCGAGCCUACUGCGCUCCAGCCGACACGGAUUUGACCCCUCGCCUCCACACGCCAGCGGAACAGACACCCGGACACAAAGGCACCUCUGUCAUUAUCACCAAUGGCAGCUAACGCUCAUUUUCCCCACAGACUGGGACUGACGGCACUAACCCCCGUGACUGGCUGGUUAGCCCCCAUAAAGUAUUGCUAUUUUGAUUCAGGCUCCUCUAUGCUUAUCAUGCUGACGUUCUCUGAGAAUGACUUCUCAGUACUUUAGAGUUAAAGUUUAGAACACGUACCCUCUGUUUUUUCCUAAUCUUAAGAUUUAAGCAGUAAUAAUAAUGAUGAUGAUGAUGAUAAUAAUAUGCUGAUAACAAGAUCUCAUUUCUGACUGGUAGACUGCACACCGAGCGCCACUGAAUUAUGUGGGUUUCUGAAACUAGCCGACUGCCUACAACUAGUUUUGCUUUGAUUCGGAAAUGGAACUGCACGGUAACAGCUUUUUUGGCAUU
Molecule: messenger RNA, 2901 nt
Organism: Phyllopteryx taeniolatus (common seadragon)
Lineage: Eukaryota; Metazoa; Chordata; Actinopteri; Syngnathiformes; Syngnathidae
Product: single-minded homolog 1-A-like
Biological process (GO): regulation of transcription by RNA polymerase II
Cellular component (GO): cytoplasm; transcription regulator complex; nucleus
Molecular function (GO): protein dimerization activity; DNA-binding transcription factor activity, RNA polymerase II-specific; RNA polymerase II transcription regulatory region sequence-specific DNA binding
Source: RefSeq, a predicted model, not a curated record